CUGGCUAUGUGUUCCUGUCCAAUGUGAGUUUGUGAGCGUAUGUGUGAGGUCUUGUUUUCACGUUUGGACGUAUGCAGGAAUUCACUGGAGUGUGGGUGAGGGACCCUCGCAUCCAGAAGGAAGAUUUCUGGCAUGCCUACAUGGAUUAUGAAAUCUGUAUACAUACAAACAGUUUGGCCUUCACUAAGAAGUGUUCCUGUGUGCGGCGGAGAUACAGCGAGUUUGUGUGGCUAAGAAAAAAGCUACAGGAAAAUGCCAUGCUCAUAACACAUCUACCCAAACUUCCUCCAAAAAACCCGUUUUUCAGUCUCAACAAUGCCAGAGAAAUUGGAGUCCGUAUGCAGGGACUCCGGAAAUUUCUAGAAAUCGUGGUACACAGUCCGGUUCUGCUGUCGGACAGUUGCUUGCACCUCUUCCUACAGUCCCAACUGAGUGUGAAACAAAUGGAGGCCUGUGCUGAAGGCAGGAGUCGCUACACAGUGUCUGAGGCCAUUCACAGUUUUGGCUCAGGAAACAAACGCUUUGAUUCUCAAUCUGAAGAGAACAUGGAAGAGGAGGAAGAUAUGCACUGACAAUCCGAGUGACUGACUAUUUCUUGCCAAUAAAAUGGAGCAAAUUUACUAAAUUUACAUAGGCAUUGCUGAAGUGGAACCCAUGCUUGAAGAGGGACAAUGAAACAUGAAACAAGUUACUGUCAUUCAUUGUUGAGUAAAACA
Rhinichthys klamathensis goyatoka is the source of this 716-nucleotide messenger RNA. It is a transcript of the gene snx10b, whose product is annotated as sorting nexin 10b. Bases 72 to 572 code for a protein of 166 amino acids. NCBI's taxonomy places the organism in Eukaryota, Metazoa, Chordata, Actinopteri, Cypriniformes, Leuciscidae. The transcript is spliced from 4 exons. Gene Ontology annotation, molecular function: phosphatidylinositol binding. The record is from RefSeq and is a predicted model, not a curated record. Gene Ontology annotation, biological process: intracellular protein transport.